Messenger RNA from Betta splendens (Siamese fighting fish), 2826 nucleotides. It is a transcript of the gene gpr19, whose product is annotated as G protein-coupled receptor 19. The coding region runs from base 594 to 1871 and encodes 425 amino acids. Gene Ontology annotation, cellular component: plasma membrane. The transcript is spliced from 2 exons. Lineage: Eukaryota; Metazoa; Chordata; Actinopteri; Anabantiformes; Osphronemidae. Gene Ontology annotation, biological process: G protein-coupled receptor signaling pathway. Gene Ontology annotation, molecular function: neuropeptide receptor activity. The record is from RefSeq and is a predicted model, not a curated record.
CUGAAGCAGUUGCUGGCCACAAGCUAAACCAGCACAAGUGGUUUCAUAAAUACUGUUCCUAGAAUUCACCAUAUUCUAUAUUCACAACCAGAACCUGUUGAUCCAGUUGGGUUUUCUGACACCAGGGACACCAUCACUGUCCACUAUCAUUACAUCCUUCAGCACAUCUGCAAAUUGUUUCUCCUAAUGAAGACGCCAGAUUAGAAUCCGACCAAUCAGAGACGAGCCCAGGGAGGCGUUGGAACACAAGACCCAAACCCAUCUGGAAACAUUCAAACUUCAAAGAACCACGGAACCACAACAUGGACACUUUACAUCAGAGCAGCGAGUCGGGUUUUAUCCGCGUGUGUCCAGCUUCUAUCACAUCACGCUAGUUUGUAGCUUCGGUACUGCUCUCUGUUCGUGAACCCGCCCGGACCCCAGCGCCGCUCGAUGCGCCCCUGCUGCUGUAAGAAAACAUCCAUCCUCCUCUUCAUCGGCAGCAGCAGCUUCAUCCUCCUGAGGACCGGACUCCGACAGCCAUGACGCCCGCCGCCUGCACGGAACCACAAGCUCCCCUCUGAGCCGCUCCUGUCUGGUGCAGCAGUGUAGCUAUGGUUUAUGCCCAGUCACUGAACACAGCUGGUGUUAAACCCUCCAUUUAUUCUCCAUCCAUCACGCAUCAGAUGCCCUUUAACUACUCAGAGAGGGAAAACUCCACUGUCCUGGCAUCUUUACGCACCACUCCCCUCUGCAGCCUCGAGGGCUCGUCUCCCAGACGGUUAAAUGGGACUGUCGCCUCCUACGAGCUGGUUCCAGGCGAGGUCGCCAUCCUGGGCCUGGUGUUCGGCCUUCUCUGGCUGGUCUCUAUCCUGGGAAAUGCCCUGGUCUGCCUGGUGAUCCACCGGAGCCGAAGGACUCAGUCCACUACCAACUACUUUGUGAUGUCUAUGGCCUGUGCUGAUCUGCUGAUGAGCCUGGGCUGCGCACCCUUUGUCCUGCUGCAAGUGGCGUCGGGGCGGUGGCCGCUGAGUGCCGCCGCCUGCAGGCUCAUACGUUACCUGCAGCACCUGUGCCCCGGAGUGCAGGUCUACGUCCUGCUCUCCAUCUCUGUGGACCGCUUCUACACGAUUGUUUACCCCCUCAGCUUCAAAGUGUCUCGGGAGAAAGCCAAGAAGAUGAUCUUGGCCUCAUGGCUGUUCGAAGCAGCCUUCGUCUCGCCCUGCCUCUUCUUCUAUGGAUCCUCGUCCAUACACAGCAGUCAUUGUGACUUCUUUCUUCCAGACAGCUGGGGCAGCAUAGCCUACGCCACCAUUCACCUCCUGUUUGGGUUUUUGCUCCCUGUGGCGCUGAUUGUGUCGUUCUACCAGCGGGUGAUCCGCUACAUCUGGAGGAUCAGUGCUGAUGGCCACACGGUUCGCCGGACAAUGAACAUCGUCCCACGGACUAAAGUGAAGACCAUCAAGAUGUUCCUCAUGCUCAAUUCCGUUUUCUUCCUCACCUGGACGCCUUUCUACAUCGCCCAGCUGUGGCAUCCAAGCGAGUCGGACGGACCCAGCAGACAGGGGCUGCUCUUCUUCACAGCUAUCGCGUGGAUCUCCUUCAGCUCCACGGCGUCCAAACCGACCCUGUACUCUGUCUACAAUGCGAACUUUAGGAGAGGCAUGAGGGAGACCUUUUGCAUGUCAUCCAUGAAAUGUUACCGCAGUAACGCGUACACCAUCACGGCAAGCUCUCGGAUGGCUAAAAAGAACUACGUGGGUGUGGUGGAAAUCCCAGUCCAAGCCAAGACACUUCCCAAAGACUCAGUGUAUGAAACGUUUGAUCGAGACGCGAAGGAGAAGAAGCUAGCCUGGCCCACAAACGCCAACCCGCCCAACACCUUUGUGUAAAUGACAGAUGCUGUGAGGUAGCUGAGGGCUAGCGGCUAGCUCUGAACCCUACACAAACAAACCACAGAAGUAGAAUGUGUUCACUUUGUGCAAAGGGCUUUUUUCUGAACACAAAACCACACGUUUGUAACAGCCGACCUUUUCUACCUUAGAGCCGAACCAUGAAUUAUUCUGUGCUGUGUUUUGCCACUGAUGUAUCAGAUUUAAUGUGUUUUGAUGUCAGCUUGUUAGCUAGCUCACUGUAGUCUGUGGCCAUCUCUCAGUGAACUGUUGUAGUUCAUUCUUACCUGUAGACGCUGACGGUUGAGGCCAUGUGUUCACACCAACACAAUCUGCUCUGCUGCAUUAACUGUGAGUGUGAGUUGACGAGCCAACGAAGCUGUAGAGCCCCAGGACCUUUACGGGAACUCACCUCCAAGUAGCAGCACAGUGAAGGUGAAAAGGUCAACCGUUACUUCACAGGGCCAAAGGAUGACGAUGAUCAACUACAAAUGAAGCCUGCAAAAGUUUUACGAACCUCCAAAACAUCCACUAUCACAAAAAACGUCAUGGCACAAAGUGACACCAAUGCUUCGAACUCAAAAGGCUCUAGAUCAUUGUGAGAGGAGCCAUCGAAUCUUCACAAAACAAGUUGAAGCACUGAAAUGAGCACUAGGAUCUAAACAGAUUCACUGUUUUAACAUGAAGCCUCCAAAUCUGUCACAAAUGUAGGUGAAUCUGUGCCUCUGUCAGUGUUUCUACUCCAUUCAGCCUCAGCUCUGUGUUGCUGUGUUUCCUGCCUCACUUCCUUCCACAGCCCCGAUGCUACUGCUGUAAUGGGUCGGGCUCUGCUCCUCGGGAGGAGAACAGUGCUGAGCCUCCUCCAUCCAAAAGUCCAACUCUUCAGCUUCUGUAACCGGUUCUGAUACUUUCAGCAGCACUUUGAAUGUUUAUUAAAGCCAUGAAAGACCAUGAA